AAAAUACUUUGAUUGAAACAUUCUGUACUAUCGGAUCUCGCCUGAUCGUUACAUUGACGUUUGAAGAUAUAUGAAACGAACGCGUUGAAAUAUUGGCAUGAACGUUUCUUCAGCUGGAGAUGAUGAUGAGUGGAUGGGAUACUGAUCAUGGUCAGGUGGAAACCUUGGAUGAGUUUGAUGAAGCUCACCAUCUGGAGAAGACCUACUGCUCCACCAUGACCGAAGAAGAGUAUGAAGAUCAGACAGUAGCUGAGACGGACAAAGCACUUCAGGAUUUGGUGAUGUAUCUGGAAUCCAACCCCGAGGCUUAUACUCGUAUCAUGAGGAAGAAGAAGGUUGAGGAGAUGGAGAAUGGUGGAAUGUAUUCCUACCUGAAGGUAAAGAUGAUGAGCCUGUUGCAUGGUGAACACUACCCGGCAUGUCUUGUUGCCCCUGAGGAGGCACAGAACCACCUCAACCAACUCAAGAGAGGAAUGAAGAGGGCUUUUGAAUACUCACAGGAGAGCAAGGCAACAAGAUACUCUUCAAGACUAGCAGCGAGGAAGCCCCUGUCAGAUGCCUCCCCUCGGCUCAACACACCAGACAAGGACAGGUCUCGCCAGUCAUCCAAGAGAGCAAAGAGGGGCUUGACUGAGCCUCACUCAGCAGUACCAGUUGCCAAGAUUACCCCCAGCAACGCCCCUUCAGUGCCACCCCCACCCCCACCCCCACCCCCACCACCACCACUUCCAACUAAUCUUGUCAUUAAGCCACGUUUAAAGAAGGGCUCAUCCAAGACACGCUCCCCCAAGACAGACUCAUCCAAAACAGACUCAUCCAAAACAGACUCAUCUGAAUCUCACUCACGACAGAUAGCAUCGCCAUUACCAGCCAACUCACCCAGUGGGGCAGAUAGCUCUGAUCAUGAGUUUGUCACCCCUCCUACAGACACAAGGCCACUAAGGCGACACAGGAGAACAGUGUCCAAUAGCUCAACGUCCUCUGUGUCCUCCGUGUCCUCCCUGUCCAGCAUCCACUCCGAGCUCAUGUCCUCCAACCCACUCCGGCGACUCCGAUCCACACAGGUCAUCAGGUCACCUGGCGGCACACCAGUCCGAGCUGCAGCAGACAAGGAACAUCUGGCACACUCUGAACCUCUCCACAAAGCAUUAAUCUCGGUUAUGAAGAGGAAGUUUCGAAACAUCCGUACUCCAAGCCCUCAGUCUGCUGGACAUAGUCGAGUCAGCAGCCCCAACAGCACGUCGGCCUUCAGUCCAUCCCUUGUGUUUACACCCUGAAGUAUAUACGUACUGUGUUCACUGCUAGUGAUGCACAAGCUCUACAGAUACUGCAGUAUGCAUAACAGUCAGUCAGUAUAACAAACAAGAGAAGAACCAGUAACUAGUUAAUUAUAUCUGGAAUUUGUUUCUUGCAAAGCCAUGUUAGCUGUUUAUAAUCACGAAUGUUUGAACAUCAUGCAAAAUGUAGCAUUGGCCUAAAAAUACAAUGUUGUGCUUCUGAUUACAUGUAACAGUUCAUUUCAAAAUAGCGCCUGCAACUUAGUUGGAGAAUUACUGUAAGGCUCUGCUGCGUUUGGUAUAAAUUUGUAGGUGUGCUUUGUUUUGUCAAGUGGGAUGUGCAUUAAUAGGGGCAUCUUCCCGAGGCAAGAGAGUUAACUGACUUUAAAUGUCCAGUUUCCAUCCUUGCUGAACUAGACUGGAAUUCCUGGGCUCGAUCGUAGAGCCACCAGUGGCUAUUACCAGUUAUGUCCCU
Molecule: messenger RNA, 1752 nt
Organism: Haliotis rufescens (red abalone)
Lineage: Eukaryota; Metazoa; Mollusca; Gastropoda; Lepetellida; Haliotidae
Product: shootin-1-like
Exons: 8
Coding region: 120-1277 (385 amino acids)
Source: RefSeq, a predicted model, not a curated record